CUCGUCGUCUCAGUUGAAUCAGCGAGUCAACACCAACGAGUGUCAUUCUACCUCCGCACAGACAAGGACGCAUGCACAUCCAAUAGCUUGCAAAAAGAGAAAUUGAAUCACGCAUCUGUUGAUCUAAUGCGAAUUCUGUUUCCAAAAAACCCCUCUGAAAUUUUCCCUAAUUUGAAUGGAAGCCCUAACCCUAAAACAUAUCCCCUCUGUGAAUCUUCCAAAUGUGGCCGUCUUUGGAUCCUUUAUCCAUAUCAACAUUUUUCUCUCUUCUUCUUAUCUGGAGCGAACUUUAAUCUCUCCGUUGUUUUAUUGGUCUCGAAGUGACUAAGCAAUUUAUUUUAGGUUUACAAUCAGUUGGAGAGUUUAAAAACUACACUAUAUAUACAUUAUUCUUUAUAGAAAAGGGAAGAAAAUAAUUUUUUUAAAGGGAAGUAAGAGAUGGAGAGCUCUGACGCAGAAACAGGCAUGGUUGAUUGCGGUGUUGGGACCAUCGUUUGGGUUCGGAGGCGGAAUGGGUCGUGGUGGCCGGGUAAGAUCCUGGGCCCCGAUGAGCUCUCUGCUUCUCCUCUCAUGUCUCCCCGAUCUGGAACUCCUGUCAAACUUCUUGGGAGGGAAGAUGCCAGUGUGGAUUGGUACAACCUAGAGAAGUCGAAGCGAGUUAAACCUUUCCGCUGUGGUGAGUUUGAUGACUGCAUCGAGCGGGCGGAAGCUUCACAGGGAAUGCCUCCAAAGAAAAGAGAGAAAUAUGCACGUAGGGAAGAUGCUAUCCUUCAUGCGCUUGAGCUUGAGAAGCAAGUGCUGGAAAAGAAAUAUGGGAAACUAGGUGUCCAAUCUAAUAAUACCAAGUUAGUAGGAAAAGACACAACUAUAACUCCAGAAUUAUCACGUGACAGUGGUAAACAUGUGGAUCUGUCUCUUGAUGACAAAAGAAAGGGUCUUUCCUUUCAGUCAAGGAGUCACCUGAAUGUAGAUGAUGUACCUGUACGUCCUAUUCUUUUCAAGCAUAAACUCUCUUCCUUGGCUGCUUCAAAUGGUUCCCAUAGGAAUGCUUCAGAUGUCCUUACACCAGAAAAUACGGUUAUUGUCGGUAGUAAAAAGUUGUUGGAGAAAAAAAGGAAAAGGUCACAAGAGGGGAAUAUGGAGGAAUCAGUUGGUAAGAGGCGUGACAGACAUCGUCCUCUUGUUCAGGUACUCCUGAGUAGUGCAAAACUGCCCCACCAUGACCACACUCACCCCUUGCAGUCAAAGGCUGAUGGAGGGGAGGAGCAGAGAAAAGUUGUACACCGUGCAGCGGGUGGCAAUGAUCCAGGUGACACUAGAGAAGCUAUCCCUGACCAAGUGGAAAAUUCAGCACCCAAGUUUGAGAAAAGGAACGAGUCCUUCCCUGUUGCAUUGAGUGAAGAAAACACUACUGAAUCUAAUGAAGACACUGAAACUGAUUCUUCUGGCACUGAAUCUCUGAUGUCGGACACAUAUGACGCAAUGGCUGCAUUUUCAGAUGAAGCUGAAGAUGUUGAAUUCAUACCAAAAGCAUUUGGAAGGCAAGGGGUACAUGAGGAGAGCAUGAGUGAUGAUGAGUCAGGAGGAGUUCCUGAUGAUACCGUAGCAACAGUCUCCAAAUGGCAGCUGAAGGGAAAAAGGAAUAGUCGCAGUUUGAGGAAGAGAAAGGUAGCUACAAAUUCCAGCCACUGGAUGCCGGGUUUCAAUGGAAUUGACACAAGUUUAAGUUUGAGAAGCGAAGCUAGUGGAGGCUUGUUAGACAUGUUGAGUUGGGAUGAUGAUCCUGAUCCUUACCCUUGUUGUUUGAAGGGAUACUCAUACUCAUACUCAUACUCAUACUCAGGUGAGUACCAAAUAUACGAUGACGAUGAUGAUGAUAAUGAUGAUGACGACGAUGAUGUGAGGAGGCAUGGGACCCGGAUGUUGAUUGAUGUUGAAGUAGGAGUGCAAUCAAGUUAUCAGAGAGAACAUGUGCCCAUGAUUUCCCUGAUGAGCAAAUUGAAUGACAAGGCCAUAGUGGGUCACCCUAUUCCAGUAGAAGCCGUGGAAGAUGGUUCAUCUGAUGAUAUGUUCCAAAUGGAAUCAUUAUUAUUAUUAGGUGGUGGUGACACAAGUGCGCCGCUUCAACCAUGGAGGACCGCCAGGAGGACCGCCAAGUGUCGGGGGGUUGCACUUGCACGGCCGCCUCAAUUUUUAUCAACAUUAGAGGAAGAAGAAGAAGAAGAGGCGGUGGCCUCCUUUCAGUUUCAGGAGUAUUAUGAUGAAGAUGGAAAAGCAAGUGUAAAUCGCAGCAACAGCAAGGGAAGAAAGUGGGCUGCACCAAAAAAGCCACAAAGGAGGACCACCUCAUCUUGCAGCAGUCAGAAAAUAAGGACGUUAUCAUCAAUAGGUGGGACCCAGCAGCAGCAGCAGCAGCAGCAGCAGCACAAUAUGGAUUUGAAAGCAGAAGGUGAACAAGGGAUAGGAAUGAUGAUGAUGAUGAUGAUGAAACCAGAGUCAUUGCCCACAGCAGUUGCUUGUAUCCCUGUUAAAUUAGUGUUCAGUAGGUUACAUGAGGAGCUGGUUGCCCCCCGCCAUCAAUAA
Messenger RNA from Lactuca virosa, 2583 nucleotides. Lineage: Eukaryota; Viridiplantae; Streptophyta; Magnoliopsida; Asterales; Asteraceae. The record is from the annotation of a GenBank genome assembly.